This is a messenger RNA of Anolis sagrei ordinatus, 2407 nucleotides long. It is a transcript of the gene RELT, whose product is annotated as RELT TNF receptor. The record is from RefSeq and is a predicted model, not a curated record. Lineage: Eukaryota; Metazoa; Chordata; Lepidosauria; Squamata; Anolidae. Gene Ontology annotation, biological process: apoptotic process. Gene Ontology annotation, molecular function: protein binding.
AUGACAGUGUGUGUGUCCCUGUGACCUACUUGGGCACUCUUCUGGCAAAAGGAUGCGCCGAUGAUGUGCCUCACGUCUCUGCCAGCGUGCGCCUUCCCCCCUUCUGCGUGUGUCUCAUCUGCUUCCCCGUUUUUGCAACAAAGAUGCUUCAGAGACGGGUCAGAACUGGGGAAGGGGGUCCCUCUCCCUCCAAACAAAAGAAACCUGUGCCGAGGAGAACAAUGGAUACUAGGCGCUCUUAUGAGGGCACUUUGGACGGGAGCCACAUGCGCUGCAGCGGGAGGCCAUAGUCAAGCAACUGCUUUGAAAUUGGGCCACUGCAAGAUGAAGAGGACCCUGAAUCUCUAUUCCAUCAUUGGCCUCUUAAUGGCCUUUUGCUGGAAUGGGGCCUGGGCACAAGGCUGUGGAACAGAAGAGUACCAAAACGCCGAAGGCCACUGCGUCCCUUGCGAAGGAUGUCCGCCGGGAGAGGAACCAGAUAGAAAAUGUGGCUCUGGCUCCGGCCUGGGGAUGGUCUGCAAGCCUUGUCCAGCAGGUGCCUACUCUCCAGGCUUUGGGUUGGACCGCUGCCAGCCCCAUUCCCGCUGCGAGGGCAAGAAGAGGGUCCAGGCCAGCUCUGGGACGGCUGUUGCAGACACCUUGUGUGGGGACUGCAUGCCAGGGUAUUACAGCCCCGAAGGUGAGACCAACCCAAGUGCCACCUGCCGGCCUUGUUCAUCCGCCCACAGAGGAAUCCCAGGUUGUCCAGGGUCCAAGAAGUGGCUGACGCGCCUGGCCCGCAACGCUGAGUCCGUGCAGAGACGGGAAGAGAAGAUGCCGGGGAAUGGGACCCGGGAUGGGAAGGCAGAGGAGAGCGCCACACAGUACGCCGUCCUGGCCAUCGUCCCUGUCUUCUGCGUGAUGGGCCUCUUGGGCAUCCUCUUCUGCAACCUCCUGAUGAAAAGGGGGUACCACUGCACCGCCAAUAAGGACGCCGAUGAGGAGGGGGCCAAGUCCGAGCGGAACGGGAGCAAUAAUGCGUACAGGAUCGAAGAUGCCAACGAAGACACCAUCGGGGUCUUGGUGCGCCUGAUCACGGAGAAGAAAGAGAACGCUGCUGUUUUGGAAGAGAUGCUGAAGGACUAUCACAGCAAGCAGAUCGCGCAGCCCAUCUACAAACCCAUCAACAAGCUGCACCUCCUGCCGCAGCUCCCGCACAUCUGCCGGCACCAGCACCACUUGCACACAGUCCAAGGCUUGGCCACCCGCUCCGGACCCUCCUGCACCCGAUGCAGCCAGAAGAAGUGGCCGGAGGUGCUCCCGUCCACAGAGGCAGGGGCCGAGGCCACCCUCACGUCCAACGGCAUGGGCACCAAACUGGUCAAACCUGGAAGUAAGGCAGGAAGACCCGGGGAAAUCACCAUCCUCUCUGUUGGCAGGUUCCGUGUGGCUCGCAUCCCCGAGCAGAAGCCCAACCCUCCCGAAGUGAAAACGAUCUCGGAGAGCGUGGGAGAAGGACCGGCUGAGCAACUCUACGCCUGCCUCGCUCCAGAGCAAAAGCCGCUGGUCGGCAGCGGAGGGAAGCCCAGGUGGUUGACAACGGAGGACGGCCAGCAAGAGGUCAUCAUCUGACUCGGCCAGACCAAGGCAGAACGAUGGAACAGCGGAUCAAUUGGAGGUGCCAGGCCAAAGGGCCCACCAGAGACAUGGGCCCACGGUGGGCAUCGUGGAAGGUGAAGGACGAGCCCUCGAUUUAUUUUCCCCUUCCCCGCUUCCAAGGGGGGGAUUGCCUUGUGGGGCUGGCCCCCCGAAGCCUCACCCUUGUUAACGCCACCCGUGCCAACUGGAGAGCCGAGCUCCGGAGGACACCCUUGGCAUUGCAAAGACCUUCUACACGCCUUCUUGGAGAAAGGACUGAUACGGGAGGAAAUGGGGUGGUGGGCUGGAUGAAUGGGGUUGGGAGGGGGAAAGGGAGCCUUGAGUUGCCAAACUGGAGGAAUGCUUGGCACGGGCUUUUGUUUACACGGCUGGAUGGCCAUCUGUCGGGAGGGUUUGGAUUGGGUCUUCCUGCCUGGCCGAAGGAAGGUCAGACUGGAUGUCCCUUGGGGGUCUCUUCCAACUCUAUGCUUCUAUGGCAUGGUAUAUUCUCCUAGUAGCGCCAACCUGACCAGGUAAUUUUUUUCUACAGAAGGGAAGAAGAGGAGAGGGAGCUUGUUUUUUCUUUCUUUCUAUGGGUGUCAUCAUAAAUGCACACAGACCCAGAUCUCACUCUUGUGUUUGGUGUGGGUUUCUUAGAUUUAAUGUUUGAAAGGGACCUCUGUACUUUUGAUUAUAUAUAUAUUUUCUAUAGGUGGAAUCUAGGAUCCAGGUAGUAUGCUUUCCAAAAUUCAAGUGGCCGAGGAAGGUCAGAGUGUGUCACCAUAGCAAA